Messenger RNA from Racocetra persica, 132 nucleotides. The record is from the annotation of a GenBank genome assembly. Lineage: Eukaryota; Fungi; Glomeromycota; Glomeromycetes; Diversisporales; Gigasporaceae.
AUUGAUGCAACCCAAUAUGAAAAUCAAGUAGAUGAUAAAGAUGACCAAAUCUUUUUAGAUAACAAAUUUGAAGAGGAUUUUGAUUUAGCUAAAAAAAAUAUUUAUCUUGCAAAUGAUAGUUUAGCUAAAUAG